GCUCCACUGCUUUACUAUAGCUGUGGCAUUUUAAACUCUGAGCUCAAUGUGGUCACCACACCGGCACGUUUACCUCACCCAAGCCUAUCCGUGCCUACUGCUACCGCUGCUUACGUACGCAAGGAUCAAGGAUACGGCGUAAAGGAGAUAUGGGCCGUUUUACACAUGUGCAGAACAUUUAGUACCCUGGAUUUCAGUGAACUCACGCGCGCUUCGAGCGCACGAGAAGCCGGUACCAUAGACAUCUCUCGGACGCUUGAACGCUGAGAACUAAACAAAAUUCUAAAAGUGAAAAAUCUAUUCGGUAAAGAUGACUACUGACCAGGAUUUACCGUUGGACAGUCAGGCUGUACCGGCAACAUUUGUGUCAAAGGGCAUUGAUAUAACACAGAAGAAAGACCAAGGACUUAUCAAGGUUGUGAAGCGCCAGGGACAGAAUGGCGAGCGGCCUAUGAUCGGAGACAAAGUAACUGUACAUUACACGGGGAAAUUACUCAGCGGGAAAACCUUUGACAGCAGCCGAGAGCGCAAAGAAUCUUUUAGCUUCAAUGUGGGAAAAGGCCAAGUGCUAAAGGCGUGGGACAUCGGAGUGUUGUCUAUGCAGAGAGGAGAGGUGUGCAUGUUAUUGUGUAAGCCUGAAUACGCCUAUGGAUGUGCUGGUAAUCCAGACAAGAUCCCUCCCAACUCCACUGUCAUUUUUGAGAUGGAGCUGCUGAACUUUGAGGGAGAAUUGUUGACAGAUGACGGGGGCAUCAUGAGAAGAAUCAAAGUCAAAGGGGAUGGCUUCUUAAGUCCUAAUGAUGGAGCAACUGUCCAUGUGCACCUGGAGGGGAGAUGCGAUGGUCAGCUGUUUGACUGCAGAGACGUGACCUUCAGUGUAGGGGAGGGAGAAGAUAAAGGCAUCCCUCUGGGCGUGGAUCGAGCCAUGGACAAGAUGCAGAAAUCAGAGCGCUGUGUUCUACACCUACAACCGAAGUAUGGCUUUGGAAGUGAAGGUCAACCAGAGUUUAAAAUUGGACCAGACAAAGAACUUGAAUAUGAUGUUACAUUAAAAGAUUUUCAAAGGGCUAAAGAAUCCUGGGAGAUGGAUUUAAAAGAGAAGUUGGAUCUUGCUCCUGGUGUGAAGCAUAAAGGGAAUCAGUAUUUUAAGGGAGGGCACUACCACCAGGCGGUCGUUCAGUACCAGCGGAUCAUCUCGUGGCUGGAGAUGGAGUGUGGAAGUGGCAUUGAGCAGCACAAAAAGAUUAAAGAGUUUCUGGUGAUGGCGCACCUCAAUUUAGCCAUGUGUUUCCUCAAAGUGAAGGAAUUUUCUCAAGUCAUCGAGAACUGCAAUAAGGUUAUAGAAAUCGAUGAAACUAAUGAGAAGGCAUGGUAUCGGCGAGGAGAGGCCCGACUUCUGCGUAAUGAGUUCAGUUUGGCAAUGGCGGACUUCCAAAGGGUCCUUCAAGUGAGUCCUCAGAACCGAGCGGCGCGGUCCCAAAUCUCCAUCUGUCAGGGCAAGAUCCGAGAGCACGACGAGCAGGACAAGAGGACAUAUGCCAACAUGUUCCAGAAAUUUGCAGAACGGGAUGCCAAGGUUAAUGUCAGGCCGAAAAGGAGGAGGGACGAUGGCCUCAGAAACUGCAUGAACGGUGAAGUUUGUAGCAAACGGCGGCGAUCUCGGAGUGCAUCUCAGGAGUGAACCUCUUAAUGUAAAGUCCGGUGAACUAUAGGGAGUGUGAACUGUCCUCCCUUUUGCUUUCCCAUAUUCCUCAAAGCAAAGACAGAAAGUUAAGCCUCAAUCUGAACUUAUUUCUCUCAUAUCCAGCGGACCACUCUUGCAGGACCUUCCAGAGCAACAAGGAAAGAAGAAUUAACAAGAAACGAUUUGUAUUUUUUCUUAUUUUGUUUUGGAUUAUGCUGUCAUUUGCAGACUCCACUUUUUUUUUCGGGAGCAGCUGCAUGCACCGAUCUUGGUGUUUUCAGAACUCUGACUUGAAUUUGUGUUGUUGUUGAUGUGCAAUAUGAAAAAAAAGGUGUAAUAAGUCACAUCAAAGUUGUCAAAAAUACUGCUAUAAGAAGCAACUUUACAGUAUCCAAAUAUACAGAUCAGAUUUAACUUUAUGACCACUGAUGGUUAAGUGAAUAACACACAUCAAGUAGAUAGAUGAAAUGUACUGGGCAAAACGUCAUCAGUUUGGCAAUCUAGUGAUGAACCAACCUGACAGGCUGCUAUUCAUGGGUUUCACUUUUCCAUUUAUAUGGAUUGCUAAAAUGCUGAUCAUGUUAAUCCUGGUUCUGUUAGAAAUAGGAUGGCAUCAGAAUACACAGUGCAUCAUUGUGCUGCAUAAUUUAAAGGUGCACCCUGUAACAUUUCUGAUUGGGAUCUGCCACUUGAUUGUCUCCAUAAAGAUGUAACUAUACUUUUAAUCUUGUAUAUACUUAAGCUUUUUUUUUUUCUUCAAGAGUGUUUCUAAUGCUUGGAAAUACUUGAAAAACAUUCAUUCUUACUGUGAGGGCUCACCUCUCCACAGAUCUGACCUGUGACUUGACCUGGUGGCCAAAGUCAUAAUGUGGAACAUUCUUGGCUGAUCAAUAACAUCCUCAUGGAAAUAAUUAAAUGGCAGGCCAGAAGGUUACACAGUACACAUUUAAGCUGUUGUCUCUCUGUGUACAUUUCAAUGUCAAACAACAUACUUUAAUAUGAAUAGUAUUCAUGUGAAGAAGGUGCCCAUACAGGAUCAUAUCCUGUCUAAGAAGCAGCACACAUUGCAAAUGUUUAACUACAGGUAUGUAAACAUCUGUUUGUUGUAGAUAUUUCCUUGUUUAUAAAAUUUUAUUUAUUGGCAAUUGGACCAUAGUCAGGCACUAAAUAUGUUUUUAUCCAUCAUAUUUUUUGUGUCUAUUAUACACUUAUCAUUUUGAAUAUGAUACCAGUAGGUUAGUAUUCUGAGAUACCUGCUGUGUAUCUUUGACUGGACUGCCUUUAAAGAUAGGGCAUUCAUAUGACUUAAUUAGCAAAUGGGUGGCAGCUUAAAAGAACAUUAAUUUAAAUGCAAAACUUUGUGACUGCCCAAAGCCUGUAUAAAUAACAUCGGGAAGGGCAUCUGAUGUAAAGCCUUUGCCAAAUCAGUAAAUGAAAAGCAUUUGUUGCGGACAUUAUAUCUAAUUGAAAAGGCAGAAAGACAGUAAUAGCAUUUAACAUUUCUUCAUCAAACCUCAAAUAUUUGGCACUGACCAUUAUGUUCACACUGUCUAAAUACAGUAUGUAAGAUGUAGAUGAUCUUAAGCUUUAAACUCCGUUCUUUCUAGAAACAUUUCACAGCUAAUGCUUUGUUUUACUAUUUUACCUUCAAACCCGAGUAUCACGUGCAUCUACUUUGUAAGGUGUGAAUGUUUUUUGAUGGUUGACAAUGAUGCACUUUGGUGACGGUCAAAUCAACACUGUUUUUGAUUUAUAAAUGUCCAGAUAUGGUCUGGAUUAUUGUAGACUUGAGAUCGGUUCAAAAUGAAACCUCAGCUGUCUUAAAUAUCUUGGGUAAAAUGUAUGUAUGUAUGUAUGAAUGUAUGUAUGUAUGUAUGUAUAUAUGUAUGUAUGUAUGUAUGUAUGUAUGUGUGUUAAUAUAUAUUGUUGUAUGUUAGCAAGGUUUUUUAAAUAGCUUGUGGCUCGAUGUUUUCAAGUAUUUCUGGCUCUCAACAUUCAAUAUUUUGUACAGUGGAAAGAGCAUGAAGUACUUUUUCUAGUUAGUUGCAUUGAAGGACAUACAAGUUAUCUAUUCCCCUUUGACACUGCACUCAUCCAUUUGAAAACAACUUUGUGGGAAUAACAGGAAACAUUUGGACGAAUCACAAUGUUUAAAGCGGUGGAGGCCAAUAUGAGAUUAGAGAGCACUGCAGUGCCCAAAAUGUACCAAAAUGUUUACAACAGUCCUAACUCUCCUUCCUUAAGAGACAAAACAAGAUAACUGUUUCAGACACAUGGCAUGUAUAUUUUCCAACAAAAAAUUAUGUAUGGUACUUUUGUUCAUGUCUUCUUUAUAUAUAUUUUUUAUUUUUUGCACUUUAAAGUAUACAAUAAAUCUGAAAGUUGCAUUUUAAAA
Messenger RNA from Boleophthalmus pectinirostris (great blue-spotted mudskipper), 4079 nucleotides. It is a transcript of the gene fkbp5, whose product is annotated as FKBP prolyl isomerase 5. Gene Ontology annotation, molecular function: peptidyl-prolyl cis-trans isomerase activity; protein binding. The transcript is spliced from 11 exons. Bases 311 to 1681 code for a protein of 456 amino acids. The record is from RefSeq and is a predicted model, not a curated record. Lineage: Eukaryota; Metazoa; Chordata; Actinopteri; Gobiiformes; Gobiidae.